Tremella mesenterica DSM 1558 is the source of this 1116-nucleotide messenger RNA. RefSeq lists its product as uncharacterized. The coding region runs from base 1 to 1116 and encodes 371 amino acids. The record is from RefSeq and is a predicted model, not a curated record. The transcript has 4 exons. Gene Ontology annotation, cellular component: cytosol. Gene Ontology annotation, biological process: isopentenyl diphosphate biosynthetic process, mevalonate pathway; isoprenoid biosynthetic process. NCBI's taxonomy places the organism in Eukaryota, Fungi, Basidiomycota, Tremellomycetes, Tremellales, Tremellaceae. Gene Ontology annotation, molecular function: diphosphomevalonate decarboxylase activity; ATP binding.
AUGGCACACCAAGCUACUAUCUCUGCACCGGUCAAUAUAGCAUGUAUCAACCACGAUCUUCGAUCUACUACCACUGCGCAAUGCGACCCUAUUUUCUCUCCGGGAGAUAAAUUGUGGUUGAAUGGGAAAGAAGAGGUGGUGAAAUUUGGAGGUAGGACUGCGACUUGUAUUGAGGUUUUGAGAGGUUGGAGGAGGGAUUUGGAAAAGGAUAAGGGGUUGGAACCUCUCUCAACAUACCCCCUUCGUGUCGCUUCUCAUAACAAUUUCCCCACAGCUGCCGGUCUUGCAUCCUCCGCCUCGGGUCUUGCAGCUCUCGUCUUCUCUCUCGCUACACUCUACUCUCUCCCUCAAUCCCUCGGCCAAUUAUCUCUCGUCGCUCGUCAAGGCUCAGGAUCAGCAUGUCGUUCUCUUUUCGGCGGCUACGUCGCCUGGCGCGAAGGUACUCAACCAGAUGGAUCUGACUCUAUCGCGGAAGAGAUAGCCCCUCGUGAUCAUUGGCCAGAAAUGUGCGCUCUCAUCUGCGUAGUAUCAGAUGCCAAAAAAGGUACUUCUUCAACAUCAGGUAUGCAACGUACUGUCGAAACUUCGACUUUACUCCAACAUCGCUUGACAAUCGUACCCGAAAGAAUGACAGCUAUUUCACAUGCUAUCAAAGAAAGAAACUUUGAUUCUUUCGCACAAAUCACAAUGACGGAUAGUAAUUCAUUUCAUGCUGUAUGUCUCGAUACUUCUCCUCCUAUCUUUUAUAUGAAUGACGUCUCACGAUCGAUCAUCGCCAUGGUCGAAGAACUCAAUCGGGUCUCUGGAGAGUUGGGUUAUGGUAGGAUAGCGGCUUAUACGUUUGACGCGGGACCUAAUGCGGUGAUUUAUGCUCUGGAAAAAUGGAUGGGAUUGGUGGAAAAGAGUGUGAGACGUUGGUUCCCUCAAGAAAAUAUUGUGGAGGUGGAAUUGGAACAAGAGGGGAAGAAGGUGUUGGAGAAGUUUGAUGAAAGAGUGAUGGCUUCUUGGGGAAAGGGUGCGGUGAAAAGUUUGAUCAAAACUAGAGUGGGAGAUGGUCCUAGAGUACUAGGGGAGAAAGAAAGUUUGUUGAAAGAUGGGCAGUUGAAGAAUUCGUGA